AUGAUUUCAGAAAACCAUUUAGUAUUAACAGAGCAUUCAUCGGCCAGUGAAUCAGGUCCAAGCGAUUUGGACGAGUAUCAUGAUUCGCUGAAAACCCCACAUAUACCAAUAGCAGAGAUUCCAUCGGCGGCGGGUAAAAUAAUUAGAAUUCAACCAGACGCACGACUUGUGGAGAAAGAAAAUUUAAGAUUAAAUUUACGUGACAUAAGUGCAGGUGGUACUGGCAAGAAACAAUCGCACAAUGCACACAAUUCAAAGAAGCAGAAAAAGAGAAAGAAGAACUUACCGCCAUCGCGUCAAGCGAGCAAUGAUAAAAGACGUAAGAAGGCAAAGUCGAAGAAAAGUACAAGAAAGGAAAGGAAAAAGAAAGACAGAAAAGUCGACAUGGGCAGCAAGCACCAAAGCUGGAAGUGGUCAAACACGGCACACGAAAAAGGAGCCUCUGCUAACAGAUUCAGUUAA
This is a messenger RNA of Photinus pyralis (common eastern firefly), 462 nucleotides long. RefSeq names its product protein pxr1-like. The record is from RefSeq and is a predicted model, not a curated record. Bases 1 to 462 code for a protein of 153 amino acids. The transcript has a single exon. Lineage: Eukaryota; Metazoa; Arthropoda; Insecta; Coleoptera; Lampyridae.